CCUGUUUUUAUCAUGUGAUGUUCAACAGCUGCGCUAUGGCGGAAGUAGAGGAGCUGGGACGAAAAUCUAGUGACGAGUCCUCAGAUGAUUCAGAGGAAGAAGAAAAUGAAGAGGAACCUAAGCUGAAGUAUGAGCGCUUGACCAAUGGUGUCACUGAGAUACUGCAAAAGGAUGCAGCCAGUUGCAUGACUGUCCAUGACAAGUUCUUGGCUCUGGGCACACAUUUUGGCAAGGUGUUUCUGCUGGAUAUACAGGGAAAUGUAACCCAGAAGUUUGACAUUAGCCCGGUGAAAAUAAAUCAGAUCAGCUUGGAUGAUAGCGGGGAGCAUGUGGGAAUUUGCUCAGAAGAUGGCAAGGUUCAGGUAUUUGGGUUGUACACCAGAGAAGGCUUUCAUGAAAAUUUUGACUGCCCCAUUAAGAUAGUUGCGCUCCAUCCGCAGUUUGGAAGAUCAAGCAGCAAGCAGUUUGUCACAGGAGGCAGCAAGCUUCAACUGUAUGAAAGAAACUGGCUGAACAGAUGGAAGACCCUCACUCUGCAUGAAGGAGAAGGGACUAUUACCAACAUCAAGUGGAGGGCCAACCUGAUUGCAUGGGCAAACAGCGUGGGUGUGAAGAUUUAUGACAUCAGCACAAGACAACGAAUAAGCAAUGUGCUACGGGACAAUGCCAGCCUUCGCCCCGAUAUGUACCCAUGCAGCCUUUGCUGGAAGGAUAACACCACCCUUGUUAUUGGCUGGGGAACCUCUGUGAAGAUUUGUGCAGUGAAAGAACGGGACCCAACAGAAGUGAGAGAUUUGCCCAGUCGCUACGUGGAAAUCGUGUCUGCAUUUGAUACCGAGUUCUACAUCAGUGGACUGGGACCCCUCGGAGAUCAGCUGGUGGUCCUGUAUUACGUGAAGGAGAUUUCUGAUGAGAUGCAGGACAAGGAGUUCCGCGCCAGGCCACGACUGGACAUCAUCCAGCCUCUUCCUGAGGCCUGUGAGGAGAUCUCCUCUGAUGCCCUGACUGUGAGGCACUUCCAGGAAAACGAGUGCCGGGACUAUGGACUAGAGCAUUCAGAAGGGGAAUCCCUGUUCUACAUCAUUAGUCCUAAAGAUAUUGUUGUUGCCAAAGAACGGGACCAAGAUGAUCAUAUCGACUGGCUGCUUGACAAAAAGAAAUAUGAAGAAGCUUUGAUGGCAGCUGAGAUAAGCUUCAAAAAUAUAAAACGCCAUGAAGUGCAGAAAAUUGGCAUUGCCUACAUCAAUCAUUUAGUUGAGAAAGGAGAGUACGAUGUAGCAGCAAGAAAAUGUCAAAAGGUGCUUGGCAAAAACAUGGAACUCUGGGAAAAUGAAGUGUACAGAUUCAAGACAAUAGGGCAGCUUAAAGCGAUUAGCCAGUAUUUGCCCAGAGGAGAUCUACGACUGAGGCCUGCCAUCUAUGAAAUGAUCCUCCACGAGUUUUUGAAGAGUGACUUUGAGGGGUUUGCCACACUGAUACGGGAAUGGCCUGGCGAUCUGUACAACAAUAUGACGGUUGUACAGGCUGUACGAGACCACCUGAAGAAAGAUCCAAACAAUGAGACAUUGCUAACAACCUUAGCAGAACUCUAUACCUAUGACCAGCGUUAUGACAAGGCUCUCGAGAUCUACCUGCAGCUGAGGCACAAAGACGUCUACCAGCUGAUACAUAAACACAAUCUUUUCUCCUCCAUCGACGACAAAAUCGUUUUGCUGAUGGACUUUGAUAAAGAGAAAGCUGUCGAUAUGCUGCUGGACAAUGAAGAUAAAAUCUCAAUUGACAGAGUUGUAGAGGAACUAAAAGAUCGUCCUGAAUUGCUGCAUGUGUACCUGCAUAAGCUGUUCAAGCGAGACCACCACAAAGGACAGAAGUACCAUGAAAAACAAAUCAGCCUGUAUGCAGAGUAUGAUCGACCAAACCUGCUGCCGUUCCUGAGAGACAGUACCCACUGUCCUUUAGAAAAGGCCCUUGAGAUUUGCCAGCAGAGGAACUUUGUGGAGGAGACAGUGUUUUUGCUGAGCAGGAUGGGUAACAGCCGAAGGGCCUUGCAGAUGAUAAUGGAAGAGCUGCAUGACGUGGACAAGGCGAUCGAGUUUGCAAAAGAACAGGAUGAUGCUGAGCUUUGGGAAGACCUGAUCUCCUAUUCCAUCGACAAGCCUCCAUUUAUCACAGGCCUGCUAAACAACAUUGGGACUCACGUUGAUCCAAUCCUCCUUAUCCACCGCAUCAAAGAAGGCAUGGAGAUCCCCAACCUGAGGGAUUCGCUGGUGAAGAUUCUACAGGACUACAACCUACAGAUUCUGCUGCGAGAGGGCUGUAAGAAAAUCCUGGUGGCAGACUCCUUGUCUUUGCUAAAGAAGAUGCAGAGAACGCAGAUGAGAGGGGUCCGAGUCGAUGAAGAGAAUAUUUGUGAGGCAUGCCAUGCUCCGAUACUACCAUCAGAUACUGCCAAGGUCUUCAAUGCUGUGGUAUUCCACUGCAGACACAUGUUUCACAAAGACUGCCUGCCUUCCCCCAGCACUAUUCCUUCUGUUCAGUUCUGCAACAUCUGCAGUGCUAAACGCAGAGGGCCUGGCAGUGCAAUCAUGGAGAUUUGAAAAAUAAAACCCAUACAGCCUUCUUUAAACGUGGCUUAGUUUUGCAUCCAUACUGUUAUUACAGCUGGAGUGGAAACAAAGAUAUGGCUCAUGCACUCAUUGUGUAAUGUUAUUGGCUCUAUAUAUGGCUUAAGAUACAAAUAAAACUAAAUUAAUCAGUAAUAAUCUUUAUCUUGUAAUAGAAAAUAUGAUUUAGUGAUUAUACGGUUGUAAGUUAAUAGCAAAAUCCCAAAGAAAGCGGGUAAUGUUAGCUCUGAGCCCUAUCUGUCGUUUCUACAUUAUAUAUA
Molecule: messenger RNA, 2884 nt
Organism: Polyodon spathula (Mississippi paddlefish)
Lineage: Eukaryota; Metazoa; Chordata; Actinopteri; Acipenseriformes; Polyodontidae
Product: vacuolar protein sorting-associated protein 41 homolog
Exons: 29
Coding region: 18-2597 (859 amino acids)
Biological process (GO): protein targeting to vacuole; vesicle-mediated transport; cellular response to starvation
Cellular component (GO): HOPS complex; late endosome
Molecular function (GO): protein binding
Source: RefSeq, a predicted model, not a curated record